AGCACAUUCAUGUUGCUCCGUUCAGACACUACGUAACCGUAGUGGAUGUUAUUUAGCAGCUGAUGUGUUUUACCUGCAGACACAGCAGAGAGAGGAGCCACCAACAUGAGGUUUAAAGUAGCAGAAGCUGGAUUUGUCGUCUUCCUUCUCUCCUCAUCAGUGGUUCUUGGUCAGACUGAUCAUGGAGUGACUUACUCUUCUACUCAGAUCUGUGCUGUAGAAGGAUCAACAGUGGAAAUAAGCUGCAGCUACACAUACCCAUCCAGAAUAAAUGACAACGUCACCGUGGUUGAAAAAGCUGUAUGGUUUACUAAAAUGGAAGGUGGUGAACCUGUGGAUCUGAUGACAGAGGCAGAGUUUUCAGGUCGUGUUCAGUAUCACUGUGAUGAGAACAAGUGCACUCUGAGAAUCUCAGACCUUAGAGAGAGAGACUCAGCUGAGUACAAGUUCAGACUCACAACAAACCAACCAGGAGGGAAAUAUACUGGUUCACCUGGAGUCACUCUGACUGUCUCAGUUCUCCAUGUAGAGGCCAAGAAAACGUCUCCAAUAUUGUAUCCUCGCUGGGCAGAGGUGAAGUGUCAGAGCAGGUGUCGUCUAUCUGCUCGUUCCUACGUCUGGUAUAAGAAUGGAGUGAACAUGAACAAAGACACUGAUUCGAUUGAACAAUACUUUGAUUAUGGAGACAGUGUUUCCUGUGCUGUUAAAGGAUCUGAGAAGUUUCCCUCUCCUCCACAAUGUUCUGUCUAUAGAACCUGCAACAAAGUGACUUACACCGACAGAAGCAUCUGUGCCAUCGAAGGUUCAUCAGUGAACAUUUCCUGCACAUACAGUCAUCAUGAUUAUUAUGAUGAUGUUGUGUCAAAGUUCUGGUUCAGUCCUGAUCGUAGUCGUCAGUGGAUGAAUCCCUCACAGCCUGAGGACCUGAGUAAAGACUCCCAGUAUUCAGGUCGUGUUCAGGUCCUUGAACCAGAGACAAGAAGAUCCACUCUGAGAAUCACUAACCUGACAGAAAGUGAUUCAUCUGAGUAUCACUUCAAAUUCAAGACACGACGGUUUGAAUGGAGAAGUGUUUUACCUGGAACAACUCUGACUGUCACAGCUCUGCAGGUGCAGGUGACCAGAAUAAUAUCAGUCCAUCAGUCUCAAACUGAGGCAGAGCUCAAGUGUCUCAGCAGCUGCAGUCCAGCUGGUCGUCUUUAUGUCUGGUUCAAGAACCAACAGAGAAUCAGGACACAGCAAACUUCUACUUUGACAGACAACUUUUCUCCUGGAGACAACGUCUCCUGUGCUUUCAGUGGACAUGAGGAUUACCGCUCUCCUUCAGUCUAUCCGUCAAAGCUUUCACCUGUAUCAGUGAGUCCCUCUGGUGAGAUAAUGGAGGGUAGUUCAGUGACUGUGACUUGUAGGAAUGAUGCUAACCCAGCAGCUAACUACACCUGGUACAAAGGUAACCAACCACUUCCUCUGGGACCAGGAGGUAUUUAUCAUUUCACCUCCAUCAGCUCUGAGGACAGAGGGAUCUACUACUGCAAGUCUGAGGAUCAACAGUCUGUAUCUGUAUUCAUAGACGUCCAGUAUCCUCCAAAGCUUCCCUCUGUAUCAGCGAGUCCAUCUGGUGAGAUAGUGGAGGGUAGUUCAGUGACUCUGACCUGUAGCAGUGAUGCUAACCCAGCAGCUAACUACACCUGGUACAAGGAGAAUGAAGACUCACCAAAAGCUUCAGGACAGAUCUUCACCAUCACUGAAUUCAAAGCUGAACGCAACGGGAGUUAUUACUGUGAAGCCCAUAACAGAAGAGGACGUCAUAAUUCCAUCACCUUACAUCUGAUUGUUGUAGUAGGAAAAUUACCAGUAAUACUGAAUGUCAUCAGAUUAACUUUGGUGGUGCUGGUGCUGAUUUCUCUGCUUCUUUUGAUUCUGUGUAUGAGGAAGAAGAAACUCUUCAGCUGUGGGACUGAACCAAAUGAACCUGUGGAGGCUAUAGAGAUGCAACAAAACCUCAGACAUGACUCUUCUAUUUCAAAGUAGAAGUUAUUCUAAGUUGGCACAUAGGUGUGGUGGUUAGCACUGAUGCCUCCACGUGAGAAGGUCUGGGUCCAGGUUUGAGUCCAGGUUCGGCUCUUUGUGUGUGGAGUUCACUGUUCUCCCUGUGUCUGCAUAAAUGUUUGUUUGUCUCUCUUUGUUAGUCCUGAGAUAGACCUCUGCUACCCUGAGGAUGAGAUACUAGAUACUAGACAAUGAGAUGAUGCGUUAUUCCAGAUCUGACAUGUCACAAUUUACAUGACACGACGAUGUGUUCUGGUACCUUUUGUUGUGCACUUUGAUUUUCUUUGUAUUUCUGUUUUCUUUUGUGAUAGAUUUUCUCUUUAUAUUUCACUUACUUUUACACUGUUUCUCUCUUAGUUUUCACCUUUUGUUGAAUUUGUGGUUUGAGUAACAGAAUAUUAAAUCAAGCAUAACAUUAUGACCACCUUCCUUAUAUUGUGUUGGUCCUCAUCCCUGACUCAUUGAGGCGUGGACUCCACUAGACCCCUGAAUGUGUGCUGUGGUAUCUGGCACAAAGAUGUUAGCAGCCGAUCAUUUAAGCGCUGCCUUGUGUUGCAUGGUGGUGACUCCAUAGAUCAGACUAGUUUGUUCAGCACAACCCACAGAUACUCACCUGAGGAAUUUGGAGGCCAUGUCAUCACAGCAAACUCAAAUCAACUGUCUAGCCAUCACAAUUUGUCCCUCGUUAAACUUGCUGAAAUCCUCAUAUUUGCCCAUUUGUUCUGCUUCUAACUUUGAGGACUAAAUGUUCACCCACCCACUAACAGGUGCCAUGAUCAAGAGAGAUGAUCAGUGUUAUUUACUUCACCUAUAAGGGGUCAUGAUGUUAUGCCUGGUCUGUGUAUAUUAUACAUUUAGGUUCUGAGGAAUUCAGAUAGAGAGAAAGAUAAAUUCUUCAAAAUAAACAUGUUGAACAGAAAGCUCAAACUCAAACCUGUAGUGUCGACAUUGUUGCAGUUCCAUCUCACUGCAGCAGAGGGCGACAAUAUGCAAGAAGUUGUGGAUUUCAGCUGUAAAUAAACAGUUUUAUGAUAAUAAAGAUUUUAAACAUUCCUU
Mugil cephalus (flathead mullet) is the source of this 3105-nucleotide messenger RNA. RefSeq names its product B-cell receptor CD22-like. The transcript has 10 exons. The coding region runs from base 106 to 2031 and encodes 641 amino acids. Lineage: Eukaryota; Metazoa; Chordata; Actinopteri; Mugiliformes; Mugilidae. The record is from RefSeq and is a predicted model, not a curated record.